GAGGAUGUUGAGAUAGGCAAAUGCUUGGAGAAUGUCAAAGUGCUGGCAGGCGAUUCUCGUGAUGCCAAUGGACGUGGACGCUUCUUUCCAUUUAUACCGGAACAUCAUUUACGAGCCGUUGUUAACAAAAAUUACUGGUAUUGGCAGAUGAUCUACUAUGACACAGAUGAGGGUCUGGAUGGUUGCUCCAAUUAUACUAUAUCAUUUCAUUAUAUCAAGCCCAAUCAAAUGUAUGUGCUGGACUAUUUGAUAUAUCAGCUACGACCAUAUGGCAUAGUCCAUAAGCCCGAUGCAUUGCCCAAGAAAUUGGCAUUGGGCGAACUGAUGCCAGCCCCACAAGUUCCAGUGGAGUCCCAAGUAUCAACAGAGUCCAAGGAUUCGAAUACAACCGAAACAGUAACGAAAGCGCAAUGA
Molecule: messenger RNA, 414 nt
Organism: Drosophila arizonae
Lineage: Eukaryota; Metazoa; Arthropoda; Insecta; Diptera; Drosophilidae
Product: glycoprotein-N-acetylgalactosamine 3-beta-galactosyltransferase 1-like
Cellular component (GO): membrane
Molecular function (GO): N-acetylgalactosaminide beta-1,3-galactosyltransferase activity
Source: RefSeq, a predicted model, not a curated record